Nanorana parkeri is the source of this 1493-nucleotide messenger RNA. Its product is annotated as protein FAM122A-like. The transcript is spliced from 10 exons. Lineage: Eukaryota; Metazoa; Chordata; Amphibia; Anura; Dicroglossidae. Gene Ontology annotation, molecular function: protein serine/threonine phosphatase inhibitor activity. The record is from RefSeq and is a predicted model, not a curated record. Bases 211 to 1029 code for a protein of 272 amino acids.
UCUCAGCAUAGAGAGGGCUGGAUUGCUUGGCCUGGGCCGCCUGAGCUGUCCCGGGGCUUCCUCGGCCUCACACAGUGCAGAGGGCGCCAAGACAGGAACGAUCUUCUCCCCUGGCUGUACCAUGGAGCCCUGAGCGCUUCUACCGAGGCCCCUACCGGGAGAAUGAGCCGCUGAGGGAGUGAGGACCAUCCGGGGAGCAUCGCUGCCAUCAUGGCUCAGGAGAAAAUGGAGCUGGACGUGGACAUCCCUAGCGAUGGCAGCCUGAGGAGAUCCAAUAGUGCCCCCCAUAUUAAUGUGCUCAGUGAUCACUCACAAGUGUUCCAACCCUACGCGGUGAGGGCGCGCAGAAACAGCACCACUUUUGUGAACCGCCAGACCCUGGUACCAUCUUCCUCCCCUGUGCGAAUACCAAGCAGCAGACUUCAUCAGCUGAAAAGGGAGGAAGGCGUAGAUCUGAUGAAUCGAGAGACCGCACGUGAACGGGAAGUGCAAACUGCAAUGCAAAUGAGUCUUUCUUGGGAGGACAGCUUCAGUCUGAGUGAUAAUGAUUUUGAAAAACUGGAUAAACCUUCAUCCCCAAAACGUGUAGAUUUUGCUCCAGUGUCGCCAGCCCCUUCACCCACAAGAGGAAUAGGAAAGCAAUGUUUCUCACCUUCAUUACAAAUGUGUCUGAGCAGUAACGGCUUGCCUCCAAGCCCUAUACCCAGUCCCACAAGACGCUUCACCACCAGGAGGAGUCAGAGCCCCAUCAACUGCAUUCGUCCGAGUGCACUUGGUCCCAUCAAGAGAAAAGUUGAAAUGGAAAUAGAAACCCAACCAAAGAGGCUGUUUCAAGGAACUACCAACAUGCUGUCCCCGGACAUGACUCAUCUUUCUGAUUACAGUUGCCUUUCAUCAGACCUGGACAGCAGCAGCAGCAUUGGCUUCUCUGACUCUACGACUAAAGACGGAUGUGUGGCUGACUCACCCGUGACUUGUUCCAACUCCAGCUCUUCAUUCAUAUCAAUAGAUGAUCUUUCUCCAAAGUGAAGGUCCCAGCGCAGGCUGUUUAUUUUAAAGACUGCAUGGUGGAGUCGAGGAGCAAAGUGAUCUCUACUCUCCAAGCCCAAUCUCUGUCUGUGUAUUUUUUUUUUUUGAUUCUUUAUAAUUAUUAUUAUGUAUAUAACAUGCCCUUUCCAGUGUGGACUGUUACAGAAAAUAAAGUGGGGCUGUAUAUUUUAUGUACAGAAUAGUAUGUACAGUAUGUGUACAUAUUUCCUGUAUCUUCCAGGUGUUUGUGAAUUGUUUUUUCUCUUUAAUAUUUAGUGUUUAUUUAUUUAAAACGAAUGGAUGUAAGGUCUGUAACCACGGGCUAAGAAUGUACUUUAACUUAGCUUGGUGACAGAUAUCGGCCAAUGUUGACUGUUGGAGUAAUAUUGCCAACCAGUAAUUUGUCAUUGGUGGCUUUUUUAAUUUGUUUUUUUUUUUUCAGUUUUUUUUUUUAUGUGUCAACU